Crotalus tigris (Tiger rattlesnake) is the source of this 4042-nucleotide messenger RNA. It is a transcript of the gene CABIN1, whose product is annotated as calcineurin binding protein 1. The transcript has 24 exons. The coding region runs from base 107 to 4042 and encodes 1311 amino acids. NCBI's taxonomy places the organism in Eukaryota, Metazoa, Chordata, Lepidosauria, Squamata, Viperidae. Gene Ontology annotation, molecular function: protein binding; nucleosome binding. Gene Ontology annotation, cellular component: nucleus. Gene Ontology annotation, biological process: chromatin organization. The record is from RefSeq and is a predicted model, not a curated record.
CCCGGCCGCGCCCCUGGCACUGCGGUUGGGUAGCCGGCAGCCAAUAGGCGGCCGCUUUGCUGCCAGGUGGCGCGCCGGUGGCUGUGGGGUCCCGGCUGCGGCCAGCAUGAUCCGGAUCGCCGCGCUCAACGCCAGCUCGGCCGUGGAGGACGACGACGCCGAGGGGACCCUCAAGAGUCACAAGUCGCAGACCAAGGAAGCGCAGGAAGCAGAAGCCUUUGCCCUCUAUCACCAAGCGCUGGACCUUCAGAAACAUGACCUCUUUGAAGAGUCGGCCAAGGCCUACCAUGAACUGCUGGAGACUCGUCUGUUGCGCGAAGCAGUUGCAGCUGGAGAUGAGAGAGAGGGGUUGAAGCAUCCAGGCUUGAUGCUGAAGUAUUCAACUUACAAGAACUUGGCCCAGCUGGCUGCCCAACGAGACAACAUCGAGACGGCUAUGGAGUUCUACCUGGAGGCUGUGAAGCUUGACUCCACGGAUGUCAACCUAUGGUAUAAAAUUGGCCACGUGGCUCUCCGGCUUACUCGCCUUCCCCUGGCGCGCCAUGCUUUUGAAGAAGGGCUUGCCUGUAAUCCAGAUCAUUGGCCUUGUUUAGAUAACCUCAUCACCGUCCUCUACACCCUCAGUGACUACACAACGUGCUUAUAUUUUAUUUGCAAAGCACUGGAAAGAGAUAACUAUUACAGCAAAGGACUUGUUAUUAAAGAGAAGAUCUUUGAGGAACAGCCAUGCCUCAGAAAGGACUCCUUAAGAAUGUUUCUGAAAGGUGACCUGUCAGUGUGUGAUGUGCCUGUGAGUGCAUCAGAAACACAAACAAUCCUGGAGGAAGCCCUGGAGCUGCGCAGGAAAAGGCAGGCCUUGAUGGCACGGAAGACUGAGCCAGAUCUCAAGCUUGCCCAGCCCAUCUCUCUGUUCACGUGGAAAACUCUAGGAGAGAGUCUGAUGGCCACUUACUUGCAUCUCACAACUUGUGAGCUGCCUCGUCCAAGCUUGGGCAAGCGAAUUGAUCUCUUGGAGUACCAAGAUCUGAACCAGCACCUGGAGAACCAUGCAAAUUCAGCCCCCGUCAGUGUUCUUCACCCCAGCCCUGUCAGUUCCAACCCACUGGUGCCUUUGACUGAACCACUCCUCACAUAUACACCACUGACUCCCAACUUCCCCAGUUUGACUGUACUGGAAUCAGUAAACUCUGCAGGUGAUCCUUCUGUGGGUGACAAAUCUAAGAAAGGAUUAAAACGGAAGAAAAUCACGGAAGAGAGUGGUGAAACAGCUAAGAGGAGAUCAGCUCGAGUCAGGAAUACCAAGUGCAAAAAAGAAGAAAAAGUCGAUUUCCAGGAGCUGCUAGUAAAAUUCCUUCCUUCUCGCCUGAGGAAGCUGGAUCCAGACGAAGGCCCAUUCAACCACUAUGAGAUCCAAAGCACAGCAAAGGAAGAGAAUUCCCAGCCCCUGGGCUCCCAUAGGAUGUCCCUCGAGCUGACAGUCUGCAUAGAAUCUGAGAAGCAGGAUGUUCAUAAAUUCCUCUUGGCUAAUUUGAACAACGGAGGCAUCCUUGAACUGAUGAUGAGAUACCUGAAAGUCAUCAGCCAGAAGUUCCUGGUCAAGUGGCCACCAGGCUUGCCUGAGCUUGUCCUGAAUAUCUACAACAAUUGGAGAAAACACAGCAGCAGCCUACCCAACCCACUAUUAAGGGACUGCCGCAAUCAACACAUCAGGGAGAUGAUGCUGAUGAGUCUGUCCUGCAUGGAACUGCAGCUGGAUCAGUGGUUGCUGGCCAAAGGGAAGAGCUCCACAGUAUCUCCCAGGAAUGGUCCCUCAGCCAGUUCGGCGAGUGGCAAAUUUGGCCCAGACUUUCCAGGCACCCACUUCUUGGGGGAUCUGCUGCAGCUUUCAUUCGCUUCUUCCCAGCGGGACCUCUUUGAGGAGAGUUGGUUGCAGUUUGCCGUCCGAGUGUAUUGGCUGAAAGCUCGAUUUCUGGCUCUGCAGGGUGAAAUGGAGCAGGCCCUGGAAAACUAUGAUGUCUGCACAGAGAUGCUUCAACAUUUUGCUGCCGUGGAAGCCGCGCCUGACCGCGACAAGAGGGUGGUGAUCAGAUUGCCCAACCUCCAUGUUGACUCUGUGGUUUCUUUGGAGGAGAUUGAUAAGAAUCUGAAGUCCCUGGAGAGAUGCCAAUCUUUGGAGGAGCUUCAGCGCUUGUAUGAGGCUGGGGACUAUAGGGCUGUGGUUCAGCUGCUCCGCCCCACCUUGUGCCUCAGUGGGGACAGCAGGACGGAGCACUUGGACUUUGCCAUCUCCAUUCCAGAGAGGCCAGCUCAACUUCUCUUGCUACAGGAUUCCCUCCUUCGGCUGAAGGACUACCAGCAGUGCUUGGAAUGCUCCGAAGUGGCCUUGAACGAAGCUUUCCAGCAGAUGAUCAAUAUGACAGCCGCCUCCGCCAAGGAGGAGUGGGUGGCCACUGUGACCCAGCUGCUCCAGGGAAUCAGUCACUCCCUCUCCACAGACAGCAGCAGCCUGAGUGAAGCUUCUCCCCUGCUGAGUCUCACCCGAUUAAGUCACAACCUCAUCCAGAUUAUCGAUUGCAGCAUGGUAGUCCAGGAGGAACCCAAAGAGCCAUUUGUGUCCUCGGUGCUUCCCUGGAUUAUUCUUCAUCGGAUCGUUCAGCAUGAAGAAGAAAAUGCCCAGCCCCUUUGCUGCCAACACGAGGAGCAGCUGCAGAAUCCACAGGAAGGAGUGUCUCCCAUUCAUGACACACCAAUGCUGCCUUCUUCCCUUAUGCUGCUGAACACAGCCCAUGAAUACCUUGGAAGGAGAUCCUGGUGCUGCAACUCAGAUGGAGCUCUGCUUAAAUUUUAUGUGCGGGUUCUGCAAAAAGAGCUUUUAGCCUCCACCUCUGAAGACACCCACCCUUAUAAAGAGGAGCUAGAGACGGCCCUGGAGCAGUGUUUUUAUUGCCUGUAUGGCUUCCCAAGCAAAAAGAGCAAAGCUCGGUACUUGGAAGAGCAUUCGACCCCGCAGGUGGAAUUGAUCUGGGAAGAUGCCCUGUUCAUGUUUGAAUAUUUUAAGCCCAAGACCCUUCCUGAAUUUGACAGCUAUAAAACCAGCACCGUCUCUGCUGACCUAGCUAAUCUUCUGAAGAAGAUGGCCACUAUUGUCCCUCAAACAGACAAGCCUAUGCUCAGAUUGGAAGAAGUGUCGAGUUACAUUGAAGGGACCUUGAGCAAGGUGCCAGCCCUCCCGGAAGGCGCUGACUUCUCUCCUCCAGUGGUGACUGAGCUGUACUACCUCCUGGCUGACUACCACUUCAAGAAUAAGGAACAGUCCAAAGCCAUCAAGUUCUACAUGCAUGACAUCUGUAUCUGCCCAAACAGGUUUGACUCGUGGGCAGGGAUGGCUUUGGCCCGGGCCAGCCGCAUUCAGGAUAAGCUGAACUCCAAUGAACUGAAGAGCGACAGCCUCAUCUGGAAGCACUCCAGCCCAGUGCUGAGCUGCUUCAAACGAGCCCUUGAGAUCGAUGGCUCCAACCUCUCGCUCUGGAUAGAGUAUGGCACCAUUUCCUACGCUCUGCACUCGUUUGCCUCCCGGCAGCUGAAGCAAUGGAAAGCAGAGCUGCCCUUGGAGGUGGUGCAGCAGAUGGAAGAGCGGCGCAAUAGCAUGUUGGAAACGGCCCAGCACUGCUUCACGUCGGCUUCCCACUGCGAGGGUGACGGAGACGAAGAAGAAUGGCUGAUCCACUACAUGCUGGGGAAGAUUGCGGAGAAGCAGAAGCAGCCCCCGGGAUUCUACCUCUUUCACUACAAGCAGGCGGGUCACUUUCUGCAUGAAGAGGCAGCCCGGUACCCCAAGAAGAUCCAUUAUCAUAACCCCCCAGAGCUUGCCAUGGAGGCCCUGGAGAUCUACUUUCGGCUCCACGCAUCAAUCCUAAAACUGGUGGGAAUACCUGACUCGGGAGCAGAUGCUGAGCUGCUGGUGACUUUUAUGAAGGAAGCAGCCGAGGGGCCCUUUGCCAGGGGAGAGGAAAAACACACCCCCAAGCUCUCUGAAAAGUGA